Aspergillus pseudonomiae is the source of this 285-nucleotide messenger RNA. RefSeq names its product acylphosphatase. The record is from RefSeq and is a predicted model, not a curated record. The coding region runs from base 1 to 285 and encodes 94 amino acids. Gene Ontology annotation, molecular function: acylphosphatase activity. The transcript is spliced from 5 exons. NCBI's taxonomy places the organism in Eukaryota, Fungi, Ascomycota, Eurotiomycetes, Eurotiales, Aspergillaceae.
AUGUCUACCCAACGGAUUGCAUUCAAGGUCAGUGGUACCGUUCAAGGUGUCGGCUUCCGUGACUUCACACAGAAGCGUGCAUCCGAAUUUGGCUUGAAAGGCUGGGUCGAAGGAGAAGCCCAAGGAACUCCAGAGUCCAUCCAAAAACUGCUCAAAGAGAUUAACAACGGCCCACGACUCGCACAUGUAGUUAAACUGGAGAAGAAAGAUCUUGCCGUCCAGGAUAGUGAGACCCAUUUCGGUGUCAGGCGGACCACCGAGUCGGCCUUUGAUGCUACAAACUGA